Trichoderma gamsii is the source of this 753-nucleotide messenger RNA. RefSeq lists its product as hypothetical. NCBI's taxonomy places the organism in Eukaryota, Fungi, Ascomycota, Sordariomycetes, Hypocreales, Hypocreaceae. The record is from RefSeq and is a predicted model, not a curated record. The coding region runs from base 1 to 753 and encodes 250 amino acids. The transcript has a single exon.
AUGGAGACGAUCAACUCACUUUUUUCCUAUUUUUCUUCGCCCCCUUCAUGGUCCUCGCGUCCACCACAGACGCCCUCGCCACCCUCCGAAGAGCCGACCACCUCGUCUGAAAACAGUUCCUCUGGAAGCAAAACUUCCAAAAUUAGCCUUGAGAAUCACUCAAAGAAGGUGGAGUAUCUAAAACUCCCUCAAGGCCCUCAGGAGCCCAAAGAACUUCAAGAGACAACUCUACUCUUCAGAUUCAUGGUAUACGCCUCUGGUGGCACGCUCCCCUCGGAAGUCAGAAAAGUGACGAGCAAGGCGACGAAACACCGAAAAAGCACCGUCAAUUGCGCACCUUCCAAACAAGCAACGCAGUACUCUUGGGUAGUCCGGCAUCAAUGCCGUAAGAAGCGCAGAAGGGGCAGGGAUCCCCUUGAAGCUGAGGUUUUACUGGCGGGAACUGGCGACAUAGCUACACACGAGGAAGAUACUCACGAGGUUGACACACACGAGGACACACACGAAGACACAAACGAAGACAUACACGAGGAGGACGCACAAGAGGAGGAUGUACGUGAGCAAGACGCGCAUGAGCAAGCUUUUUGUGGGAAGGGCUUACCUGGAAAGGAUUCGAAAAAGUUCGUUACUUUCGAUAUAUCCGCCAAUCCACCCAAGCAACCAGCGCUGAGAGUAACUUUGAGGGACAGCGCUCCAGUUCCAAGAUCAUGGAGCUUUAGCCUUUUUCAGAGGCCCAGAUUCAGGUUUUACUGA